AUGGUCCAAAAAAAUAGUAAGAGUGAAGAGGAGAAUAAAAAUUUAUUAUCAACUCAUAAAUCUUCUCAAAAUGAUAGUUCUGUUAUAAAAGAUAAAAAUAUGAAUGUUAAGAAAGUAAAUGAUCAACCCGUUGAUUCAUCAAAAACAAAUAAUACCAAAGCAUUUGAAUCUGUAGAAGAGAUUAUUUUAAAGUUAACAGACAAGAUUAUUGCAGAAAAAACAAUCAAAAAUGAAAAAAAUAAAUUAAUAAAUUCAAGCAAAGAAUCUGAUAUUAAUGUUGCACCAAAAAGAAAACCUGUAUCUGUUUAUCUUGCUCCAAUAGAUGAUAUCAAGCCAACAUUAAAUGUUAAAGAUACAUAUGCUAAUGAAACAUUGAAUCAAAAUGCUUUAAAUCGUGAUAUUAAUUUAUACAAUGGUAAUAAUUGUGCUUCUAUUGAAAAAUCACAAUCUUAUGAAAAUUUGAAUCUUGGAACACCUAAAGGAAAAAAGAAGACUAUUUUUGUACCAAUAAAUAAUGGUUCAUAUAACUUAGAUGUGACUCCUCCUUCAGUAAUAAGUUCUGAUAAUGUUAAUGAAAAAAGCAGUAAACAUAAAACUAAUCUUAGCAUGUUUACAAAUACUUCAAUUCCUCAAUUAGCGACUAAAAAGAAAUCGCAAAGACAUAUCUUUGAAGAUCAACUUCAAGUUUGUAGUAAGGUAUCUACUCCUAUAAAUCAAAGAAGUUUAACUUCCGUUUCUGGAAAUUCAACUUUAACUGCAAUAGAGAUAUUAAAAAGUAAACAAAAAAGUUGUAAAUGUAAACAUGUAACAAGUGAGAAUAUGAAAAUUAUAGAUAAAUCAUUUGAAAAGGUAUAUGAAAAUAAUUGUAAAACUUGUUCACAAUGUUCUUCUUCAAAGAAGCGUGAUACACGCAAAGAUAGAAAAAAUCAGAAAUUAAAUCAAAAAAAUUCUACUUUAGAAGCGAGCAGAAAUAAUUCAAUGCCGAGAACAUCAAUGUGUUCAACAGCUAGUUCAUUUGCAAAUACACAAAAUUUAUCACAAAAUAUUGAAAAUAAGAGUCAAUCAAAUGAAAAUGUUUAUACUUUAGCACCUAGUAGAAACCGUAAUAGAUUUAUUGAUAUUGAUAGUGGUAUUGAUAAUCCCUUAUUUAAUGAUGAUGUUUCUAUGUUUCCAUAUACAUGCAAAGUAACAAAUACUCCUUCUAAUUUUGUUCCAUGUACAAAUAUUUUAUAUCAAAAUGACAACAAAAAAAUUAUGCCUUUAAAAAGUGAUAUGGUUGAAUUAUGUUAUACAAAUAUUAGUGAAAAAAAUAAAAAACCCGUAAUAAAAGUUGAAUCACCCAAAAUUCCUAGAUUUUAUGAUAUGCAAAUUCAUAAUAACGAAAAAAAAAAUUAUCAAAAACAUGAUCAAAAUAAUUUGAAAAAAAUGAAUGGAAAAUUUUUUAAUAUGAAUGAAAUGGUUAAUAACAAAGUUGUCAAAACAGCUGAAUCUCUUUCAACAUUAAAAGACAAAAGAACUUUACUAAAAACAACUAAAUCAAAUACAGGACCAUCUUCUUUAAAAACUAUUUCUACAGCUUCUAAUGGUCAAAUAAAUAAUUGCCUUCAAUCUACCAAAAAAUCUUCUGAUUUUGACUUUAAUACAGCUGUUGCUAAUGAAUCUGAAGAUAUUAUAACUGAUAGCUUUGUUCCAUAUAAUUUAAGAGGUUCUUCUAAUAAUCAAAUUAUAACAAAUCAAUACAUUAAUGAAAAUAUUUCUAAAGAAUGUAAAAAUGUUAAUGAAACAAAGUCUAAUGAAAUUUUAGUUGUACUUGAUGAUGAUAAAGGAAAUAAAGUAACAGUUAAUAUGACAAAUAUUAUUAAAAGUAUAAGUAGUAACAACGAAGCACUUUCACCACAAGCUAUUUUUAUAAAUGGUAGUCAAAUAUGGAAAAAAUUAUAA
This is a messenger RNA of Strongyloides ratti, 1941 nucleotides long. RefSeq lists its product as hypothetical. The coding region runs from base 1 to 1941 and encodes 646 amino acids. The record is from RefSeq and is a predicted model, not a curated record. NCBI's taxonomy places the organism in Eukaryota, Metazoa, Nematoda, Chromadorea, Rhabditida, Strongyloididae. The transcript has 2 exons.